CAAUCAUUUGUCUAUAGUUGAAAGAAAAGUGAAAUACGACCCGUCUCCAACCUCGCAAUCAAACAACUUCGAAGACUGGAAGAUCAAUUUCAACUCCAACGAAAGCAGGAUUAGUUUUUGGAGACAUUGAGGCUGGUUCCUGUUUGGAAUGGCUAAUGAUGAUGAUUUCACAUUUUGUCAGGUUGCUCGCCCAAAUUACCAAGAGGGUACUGAAGCAGAAAAGGUUGUUCAAGAUAUAAAUGGGAUCAGAAUAGAAGAAAACCCGUCAAAUUGUGUUGCUGCUAGCCAGAGUAAUGGUGACUUUUGGCAGGACAAAUUGCCAAGUACUGCUACCUUAAAUAAGCAGGGGAGAGUUGGUUCUUUAUCUUUCAACGUUAUAGACACUUCUCAAAAACAAGUGAGUGAAAGUUCUAGUCAAGGAGCAUCAGGAAACAUUAAGACUCCAGUUAAAGCUUCACAGGGGCCAAUAAAUUCUGCAAGGAAGCCUGCACCUCGAGCAAAAGUGCCUUUUGAGAAAGGGUAUAGCCAGAUGGACUGGCUUAAGCUUACAACAACACACCCUGACCUUGCAGGACUGAAAGGGCAUUCAAAUAGACGACUCAUAUCUAUAAAUGAAGUUAAACAGCACCAAAGUGAGGGUUCAAUGUGGACUGUUCUUAAAGGCCGUGUUUACAAUAUAUCACCAUAUAUGAAAUUUCAUCCAGGAGGUGUUGACAUGCUGAUGAAGGCUGUUGGAAAAGAUUGCACAGCUUUAUUCAAUAAAUACCAUGCUUGGGUUAAUGCAGAAUUUUUAUUGGAGAAGUGUCUUGUUGGCAUUCUAGAUGAGAGCCAGUGAAGAUGUUUGUAUUCCAAGAUUCAAGUAUGAUUCUCAGCAAAAAGUAUAAUCAUCUCCAACAUACUGACCUUGAAGAGAAGGCAUAUUUAUCUUCUUUAAAUAAAGGCCUUAAAUUGUUUGCCUUAUUCGCUGUGAAAAAAUAAAAAGUUGGCAGAAGAAUCUACAAUUUGGUUUUUAGAUAAAAACCCUGAGAAUGGGAAUUGUUGUGCUACUUCAUUUCAUUCUAAUAUGAGGAAAAAUAGAAAAAGAUACGAAAAGAAAAUGAAAAGCAAAGAAACACCUUCUGGACAUGUUGUAUAACUAUUGCUGUUCUUGGGAUUUGCUAAUAUAAGUUUAUCUGCUCAUGGCAUUUCCUCACA
This is a messenger RNA of Ipomoea triloba (trilobed morning glory), 1194 nucleotides long. Its product is annotated as cytochrome b5 domain-containing protein RLF. NCBI's taxonomy places the organism in Eukaryota, Viridiplantae, Streptophyta, Magnoliopsida, Solanales, Convolvulaceae. The record is from RefSeq and is a predicted model, not a curated record. The transcript has 6 exons. Bases 149 to 835 code for a protein of 228 amino acids. Gene Ontology annotation, molecular function: heme binding.